UCAAAUGUGACAGCUUGGAUGGUGGCGACAUCUCGCGGAAAAAGAAGAUAAGUCAGCCACACUUCAGAGAAAAUAAAGUGAAAAGUUUUCUGUGCGUGGAAAAACCAAAAAAUUCUCCAGGAUGGUGAUGCAAGGAAUGUCCCCUUCUACCCUGAAGAAGCACCCUGCUUUGAUCCCCCUGUACGUGUGCACGGGACUGGGAAUGGCUGGUGCCCUCUUCUACACUCUGCGUCUAGCCACCCGUAAUCCCGAUGUGUCAUGGAACCGAUCCGGCAACCCUGAGCCAUGGCAGGAGUACUCCAACAAGCAAUAUAAGUUCUACUCUCCCAUCCGAGACUACUCCAAGACCGAGAGUCCAGCCCCCAAGUACACUGAGUAGGAACCUCUGCAUACCGAUUGCUAAAGUAAAAUAAAUCUCUCGUUGGUCCUCUGCCACCUUCAACAACUGUAGUCAAAUGCGCCGACACCGUUGCAUAGUCGGAGAGAUAUAGUAAGAAAUUCAAUAAAGUCCACAAACUUAAGAUCAUUUGGGAUUAUUUCAGAGAAAAGGGGGUUGAUAAACAAAAAAAGUAUAAUAUGUAAAUAAAAAAAAGUGUUAUUUCUGCAAAUUUCCUUCAAAGAAAAA
Molecule: messenger RNA, 625 nt
Organism: Phlebotomus papatasi
Lineage: Eukaryota; Metazoa; Arthropoda; Insecta; Diptera; Psychodidae
Product: cytochrome c oxidase subunit NDUFA4-like
Exons: 3
Coding region: 122-379 (85 amino acids)
Source: RefSeq, a predicted model, not a curated record